AUGUUGAAGGAGGAAGUGUUCAUGUCAGAUGUUCCAGAGAAGGAGCUAGACCUGUGUGGCAAAUAUGAGGUCAUUGGAGAGUUUAGAAGACAGUUUCAGUGUUCAUGGACAUCAGAUUGUGGGUUGACCCAGAAGGCCUCAGUGGACGCCAGCAACACUGGAGGGGAGGAAUUCCUCACGGCCUUCCUGCAGAACUACCAGACUGGGUACGGCAAGGCCUACCUCCACCUCCUCAUCACCAGUCAGUCCAACAGCUCCGCCUCAGUUUCUGUCUUCAGCCGGGCAGAUGGCACCUUGCAGAAUGUCACAGUGGGACCUGGGCAGUCGGUCAUGGUCGACAUCAACAUCAAGUCUGAGUUGAUUGGCAGCAAAACCUUCCAUUAUGCGGUGGUGGUCCACUCUCAUCAACCCAUCUCUGUGCUAGCCAUAAAUUCUAAGCCCAACACAGGGGAACUGACACUGCUGCGGCCUGUCAGUGCCCUGGGAACUGAGUAUUUUGUGUUCACACCCCCCAGCGUCUCGGCCAGGAAUGUCAAGGAGUUUGCUGUGGUGGCUGGUGCAACGGGUGCCUCGGUCAGCGUGCAGCUGAAGGGGGCAGUGACAUUCCAGGGCAAGUUCUAUCCCUCAGGCAAUGUCCUGAGUGUGACUCUGGGACCCUAUGAAGUGGCCCAGGUACAGAGCGAGGCUGAUCUCUCAGGGUCAAAGGUCACAGCCAGUAGCCCCAUAGCAGUCCUCUCUGGCCACAGCUGUGCCCAGAAACACACAAGCUGCAACCAUGUGACGGAGCAGCUGUUACCCACAUCCGCCUGGGGCACCCACUAUGUGGUGCCCACUCUAUCCUCCCAGACCCGCUUUGAUCUGGUCUAUGUCAUGGCCAGCCAGACCACAAAGCUGACCUACAACCAUGGGGGCAUCUCUGGUUCCAGGAGCCUCCAGGCAGGUGAUGUGUCUGAGUUUGAGGUCCGGCAUUCCCGGCCACUCUACUUGUCUGCAAAUGUCGGCAUCCAAGUCCUGCUGUUUGGCACAGGUGCCACAAAGGACAAAAUUACCUAUGACCCCUACCUGGUCCUGAUCCCAGAUGUGGAGUCCUAUUGCCCUGCCUACGUGGUCAAUAGCAUUCCGGGCUUUAACGGUGUGGCCAUGAUGGUGGCACAGACAAAGGCUGCUGACGAGGUCACCGUGGACGGGCAAAAGCUGGGGGCCAGUCUCGCCUGGACAGAUGUACCAGGCAGUGAAUUCUCAUAUGCUGAAGUGGACGUCAGCACUGCUAACAUGGUCCACAAGUUCAAGGCCACUACCAACUUCGGGCUGCUCACUGUAGGGCUGGUCCAGUCUGGGGGUUACGGGACAGCAGCUGCCUGCAGCCAGGAGGCGCAGGCUUUGGCGAUAAGAGAGGAGGAGUCCUGGGGCAGCAGCUGCUGGGGUGUUGUCCGAGAGGACACCCAGGCUUUGCAGCUGCUGUUCCCAGGGGAAACUCCCCGGCAAACAAUCGACAACCAGCGCUCGUGCCUGCCUGCCACCCUGGCCGAGGGUCGCUUCCGCGUGUUCGAGAGCGGGACACGGGCCAUUGUGGAACUGGACUUUGGGCUGGUGGUCACCUAUGACUGGGAUUCCCAUCUGGCACUGAGCCUGCCUGAGCGCUUCCGAGGCCAGGUGUACGGACUGUGUGGCAACUAUAAUGGCAACCCCGCUGAUGACUUCCUCACACCUGACCUGGAGCAGGCUCCUAACGUUGUCGAGUUUGCCAGUAGCUGGAAACUGGAUGAUGGGGACUACCUGUGUCAGGACAGCUGCCAGAACAACUGCCCCUCCUGCACCACAGGCCAGGCUCAGCACUACGAGGGCGACAAUCUCUGUGGCAUGCUGACCAAGCCCGAUGGCCCCUUUGCUGCCUGCCAUGAUGCUCUGGAUCCCAGGCCCUUCCUGAAGGAGUGUGUAUAUGACCUGUGCGUGGUCAACGGGGACCGGUCCAACCUGUGCCGUGGCCUCAGCGCCUACGCCCAGGCCUGUCUGGAGCUUGGCAUCUCUGUCAAGGGCUGGAGGCCACUAGCCAACUGCCCCCUUUCCUGUCCAGCCAACAGCCGCUAUGAUCCCUGCAGUCCCGCCUGCCCCGCUUCCUGCAACUCCGAGGCGGCGCCCGCCAACUGCUCCGGGCGCCCGUGCGUGGAGGGCUGCACAUGCCUCCCGGGCUUCGUGGCCAGCGGCGGUGCCUGCGUGGCGGCCUCGUCUUGCGGCUGCACCUAUCAAGGCCGCCCGCUGGCGCCGGGCCAGCAGGUGUGGGCCGAUGACCAGUGCCUGCGGCGCUGUACCUGCGACAGCUCCACCGGGCAGGUGCGUUGCAGCGACACGCAAGGCUGCCCGGCGGGCGAGCGCUGCCGCGUGCAGAACGACCUCCUGGGUUGCUACCCUGACCGCUUUGGGAGCUGCCAGGCGUACGGGGACCCGCACUACGUGAGCUUUGACGGCCGGCGAUUUGACUUCAUGGGCACCUGCACUUACCUGCUGUCUGGUUCGUGCGGUCAGAACGCGAUGCUGCCCGCCUUUAGGGUACUGGUGGAAAAUGAGCAUCGGGGCAGCCAGAGAGUGAGCUACACGCGCGCCGUGCGCGUGGAGACCCUAGGCGUGAAGGUGGAGGUGCGGCGGCUGCAUCCUGGUCAAGUGCUGGUGGAUGGCAUCCUUCAGUACCUGCCUUUCCAGGCGGCAGAUGGGCAGGUGCAGGUGUUCCGCCAGGGCCAAGAUGCUGUCGUGCGCAUAGACUUUGGCCUGACUGUCACCUACAACUGGAAUGACCGUGUGACUGUCAAGGUGCCCGGCAGCUAUGCUGGGGCCCUGUGUGGGCUCUGUGGGAACUUCAAUGAGAACCCAGGUGAUGACCUGGCUCUGCGGGGUGGAGGCCAAGCUGCCAAUGCACUGGCUUUUGGGAACAGCUGGCAGGAGGAGACCAGGCCAGGCUGUGGAGCGACUGAGCCAGGUGACUGUCCCAAGCUGGACUCCCUGGUGGCCCAGCAGCUGCAGAGCAAGAAGGAGUGUGGGAUCCUUGCCGACCCUAAGGGCCCCUUCCGAGAGUGCCACGACACGCUGGAUCCACAGGGUGCUGUGCGCGACUGUGUUUACGACCGCUGCCUACUGCCGGGCCAGUCCGGGCCACUGUGUGAUGCAUUGGCCAGCUAUGCUGAUGCAUGCCAGGCUGCAGGGGCCACUGUGCACCCCUGGAGGAGUGAGGAACUUUGCCCUCUGAGCUGCCCGCCCCACAGUCACUACGAGGCGUGUUCCCACGGCUGCCCGCUCUCCUGUGGAGACCUCCCAGUGCCCGGGGGCUGCGGCUCCGAAUGCCACGAGGGCUGUGUGUGUGAUGAGGGCUUCAUGCUCAACGGUGAGUCCUGCGUGCCCAUGACCUCCUGUGGCUGCAUAUACCAGGGUGCCUACCACCCGUCAGGCCAAACCUUCUAUCCCGGACCGGGGUGCGAUUCCCUUUGCCACUGCCAUGAGGGUGGCCUGGUGACCUGUAAGCCCUCCAGCUGUGGCCCACAUGAGGCCUGCCAGCCGUCCAGUGGCAUCCUGGGCUGUGUGGCUGUGGGCUCUGCCACCUGCCAGGCAUCCGGAGAUCCCCAUUACACCACCUUUGAUGGCCGCCGCUACGACUUCAUGGGCACCUGUGUGUAUGUGCUGGCUCAGACCUGCGGGAGCCGGCCUGGCCUGGACCAGUUCACCGUCCUGCAGGAGAAUGUGCAGUGGAAAAACAGGAAAGUCAGUGUGACCAAAGUGGUCACUGUCAAGGUGGCUAACUUCACCCUGCGGCUGGAGCAGAAUCAAUGGAAAGUCACGGUGGACGGUGUGGACAUGAAGCCACCGGUGGUGCUGCAACAGGGCCGGGUCCGCGUCUCCCAGCAUGGCUCGAACAUGGUGAUCGAGACUGACUUUGGCCUGCGUGUGGCCUACAACCUUGUGUACAAUGUGCGGGUCACCAUCCCAGGCAACUACUACCAGCGGUUAUGUGGCCUGUGUGGAAACUACAAUGGUGACCCCAAGGACGACUUCCAGAAGCCCGACGGCUCGCAGGCAGGCAGCCCCAAUGACUUCGGCAACUCCUGGGAGGCGGCAGUGCCUGGCUCUCCCUGCUUGCCACCGCCCACCUGCAAGCCGGGUGAGGACUGCAAUCUGGAGUGUGAACCUGGGCUGCAGGACAAGUACAAGCAGGAGGAGUUCUGUGGGUUCCUCACCAGCCCCACGGGGCCGCUGGCCACCUGCCACAAGCUGCUCAAUCCCCAGGGCCCCUUGCAAGAUUGUGUCUUCGAUCUCUGCGUGGGUGACGGGAACCAGAACAUUCUCUGCAGCAACAUCCAGGCCUAUGUGAGCGCUUGCCAGGCAGCUGGAGGUCACAUUGAACCCUGGAGGACCGAAUCUUUCUGUCCGAUGAAGUGCCCCUCCCACAGCCACUAUGAGCUCUGUGCAGACACCUGCUCCCUGACCUGCUCUGCACUCAGCGAAGCCCCGCAGUGCCCAGAUAAGUGUGCUGAGGGCUGCCAGUGCGACCCUGGCUUCCUCAGUGAUGGCCAAGCCUGCGUGCCCAUCCAGGAAUGUGGCUGCUACCACAACGGUGUCUACUAUGAGCCAGGACAAACAGUACUCAUUGACAACUGCCAGCAGCAGUGCGUGUGCCACACCGGGAAAGGCCUGGCAUGCCAGAGCCACAGCUGUGAACCGGGGCAGGUGUGCCAGCCCUCGGAAGGCGUCCUGAGCUGCAUCAAAGGUGCUGGGCUGGGGCUGGGGCUGGGCCUGAGGCCGAGCCAGCAUCCCUGCACAGAUGGGGCAGGUGCUAGGGAGCAGCCGGCCUCGUGCUGGGCAGCCCCUCAAGGUCCUCUGUGUGAGGAAAAAAAUCUGGGCUAUUCGAGUGAAAAGGUCCUCUCUCCUCUCUCCCCAGAACCGUGCAAAGGUGUGACGUGUCGGCCACAGGAGACGUGCCAGGACAAGGAUGGCCAGGCAGUGUGCGUGCCCAACUAUGAGGCCACGUGCUGGCUAUGGGGUGAUCCCCACUACCAUUCCUUCGAUGGCUGGAACUUUGACUUCCAGGGCACCUGCAACUAUGUGCUGGCAACAACCAGCUGCCCAAAGGUCAACACCCAGGGCCUGACACCCUUCACCAUCACCACCAAGAACGAGAACCGGGGCAGCCCUGCUGUGUCCUUCGUGAGGCUCGUCACUGUCACUACUCUCAACACCAACAUCUCCAUCCACAAAGGUGAAGUUGGCAAAGUCCGGGUGAAUGGUGUGCUGACAGCGUUGCCUGUCUCUGUGGCUGGUGGGCGGCUUUCAGUGACACAUGGAGGAUCAAAAGCAGUACUGGCAGCUGACUUCGGGCUGCAGGUCAGCUAUGACUGGAAUUGGAAAGUGGAGGUGACGCUGCCCAGUAGCUAUCAUGGCGCGGUGUGUGGGCUCUGCGGGAACAUGGACCAAAACCCCAGCAACGACCAAGCCUUCCCUAACGGCACACUGGCUCCCUCCAUACCCACCUGGGGCGGCAGCUGGCGAGCCCCAGGCUGGAACACACUGUGCUGGGAUGAAUGUCAGGGGUCCUGCCCAACAUGCUCUGAGGAUAAGCUGGAGGAGUACGGGGGCCCUGGCUUCUGUGGACCCCUGGCUGCUGGCAUGGGAGGACCCUUCGCUGCCUGCCAUGCCCAUGUGGCACCUGAGAGUUUCUUCAAGGGCUGCGUUCUGGAUGUCUGCCUGGGUGGUGGGGCCCAGGACGUACUUUGCCAGGCUCUGGCUACUUACGCUGCUGCCUGCCAGGCCGCUGGCAUUGUCAUCAAGGACUGGAGGACGCAGGCAGGCUGUGAGAUCUCCUGCCCCAGCAACAGCCACUAUGAGCUCUGUGGCCCAUCCUGCCCAGCCAGCUGCCCAUCCCCUGCGCCCCCUACGACCCCAGCCCCAUGUGAGGGCCCCUGCGCUGAAGGCUGCCAGUGUGACUCAGGCUUCGUGUUGAGCGCUGACCGCUGCGUUCCUCUGGAUGGAGGCUGCGGCUGCUGGGCCAAUGGCACCUACCAUGAGGCAGGCAGCGAGUUUUGGGCUGGUGCCACCUGCUCCGAGAGGUGCCACUGUGGUCCUGGGGGUGGCUCGCUGGUCUGCAAGCCUGCCAGGUGCGGGCUAGGUGAAGUAUGUGCCCUGCUGCCCUCAGGCCAACAUGGCUGCCAUCCUGUCAGCACGGCUGAGUGUCAAGCUUGGGGUGACCCCCAUUACAUCACCCUGGAUGGGCACCGAUUCGACUUCCAAGGUGCCUGCGAGUACCUGCUGAGUGCACCCUGCCAUACACCACCGGCGGGAGUUGAGAACUUCACUGUCACUGUGGCCAAUGAGCACCGGGGCAGCCAGGCCGUCAGCUAUACCCGCAGCGUCACCCUGCACAUCUACAAGCACAACCUGACCCUCAGUGCCCGCUGGCCCCGGCAGCUGCAGGUGGACGGCAAGCUCGUGGCGCUGCCCUUCCAGCUGGACUCGCGCCUGCGAGCUCACCUGAGCGGCACCGACGUGGUGGUGACCGCAGCCACCGGGCUUUCGCUGGCUUUCGAUGGGGACAGCAACGUGCGCCUGCGCGUGCCGGCGGCGUACGCGGGCGCCCUUUGUGGCCUGUGCGGGAACUACAACCGGGACCCCGCCGACGAUCUGAAGGCAGUGGACGGGAACCCCAGCGGCUGGAAGGUGGGAGGCGCCGCAGGCUGCGGGGAGUGCGUACCUGGACCGUGCCCUGCGCCGUGCACGCCUGAGCAGCAGGAGCCCUUCGGCGGCCCCGACGCCUGCGGCGUGAUCUCUGCCCCUGACGGCCCGCUGGCGCCCUGCCACCACCUCGUGCUGCCCGCGCAGUACUUCCAGGCCUGCUUGCUGGACGCCUGCCAGGCUCAGGGCCACCCGGGAGGCCUCUGCCCUGCCGUGGCCGCCUACGUGGCAGCCUGCCAGGCCGCUGGGGCCCAGCUUGGCGAGUGGAGGCGGGCAGACUUCUGUCCUCUCCAGUGCCCUGCCCACAGCCACUACAAGCUCUGCGGUGACUCCUGCCCUGUGAGCUGCCCGAGCCUCUCUGCGCCUGAGGGCUGUGAACCAGCCUGCCGUGAGGGCUGUGUCUGUGAUGCCGGCUUCGUGCUCAGUGGCGACUCCUGCGUGCCUGUGGGCCAGUGUGGCUGCCUCUAUGAGGGCCACUACUACCCAUUGGGCGAGGCCUUCUACCCAGGCCCCGAGUGCGAGCGGCACUGUGAGUGUGGGCCAGGAGGCCAAGUCAGCUGCCAGGAGGGCAAAGCCUGCAGGCCCCAUGAAGAGUGUCGGAUAGAGGACGGUGUCCAGGGCUGUUAUUCGACAGGCUGUGGCCGCUGCCUGGCCAGUGGGGGCAUCCACUACGUUACCCUCGAUGGACGUGUCUAUGAUAUGCAUGGCUCCUGCUCCUAUGUCUUGGCCCGAGUCUGCCACCCAGAUCCCAGGGAUGAAGACUUUACCAUUGUACUUGAGAAAAAUGUGGCUGGAGAGCCUCAACGCCUGCUAGUCAGUGUGGCUGGCCAGACUGUGAGCCUGGCUCGGGGCCCACAGGUCACCGUGGAUGGCGAGGUUGUGGCCCUGCCUGUGGCCAUGGGCCAUGUGCAGGUGACCGCUGAGGGCCGGAACAUGGUCCUGCAGACCACCAAGAAGCUGCGGCUUCUCUUUGAUGGUGACGCCUACAUCCUCAUAGGCAUCCCUGGCUCCUUCUGGGGCCGGCUCUGUGGCCUCUGUGGGAACUUCAAUGGCAAUUGGAGCGAUGACUUUGUCCUGCCCAGUGGCACUGUGGCCCCCAGUGUGGAUGCCUUUGGAGCUGCAUGGCGGGCACCUGGCUCCUCCCAGGGCUGUGGCGAGGGCUGCGGGCCCCAGGGCUGCCCCGUGUGCUCAUCAGAGGAGACAGCACCAUAUGAGAGCAUCCAGGCCUGCGGGCAGCUCCGGGACCUCCAUGGCCCCUUCGCAGCCUGCCACGCAGUGCUGAGCCCCUCUGAGUACUUCCGCCAAUGCGUCUACGACAUGUGUGCCCAGAAAGGCAACAGCACCGUCCUCUGCCGUAGCCUGGCUGCCUACACAGCGGCCUGCCAGGCAGCCGGCCAGACCGUGAAGCCCUGGAGGACAGAAAGCUUCUGCCCGCUCCAGUGCCCUGCCCACAGCCACUACUCCGUCUGCACUCACUCCUGCCAGGGCUCCUGCGCGGCUCUCUCUGGCCUCAUGGGCUGCACCACCCGCUGCUUUGAGGGCUGUGAGUGCGAUGACCACUUCCUGCUCUCCCAGGGCACCUGCAUCCCUGUCCAGCACUGCGGCUGCACUCAUGACGGCCGAUACUUGCCGGUGAACUCCUCCCUGCUGAGCUCAGACUGCAGCGAGCGCUGUUCCUGUUCCUCAAGCACUGGACUGACAUGCCAGGCAACUGGCUGCCCUGUAGGCCGCAUCUGUGAGGUCGAGGCUGGGGCCCGGGACUGCUGGGUCCCCCCUGGUCUCUGUUCCCUCUCUAUGGGCACCAAUCUCACCACCUUUGAUGGGGCCUGCAGUAACAUCAGCAUCCCUGGCAUCUACGAGCUCUCUUCCAGCUGCCCAGGACUAGAGAAGAUCGUGCCCUGGUACCGUGUGCUCGCUGAUGUCCACUCCUGCCAUGGCAAAGCUGAAGCUGUGAGCCAGGCUCACAUCUUCUUCCGGGGCGGCCUGGUGACCGUGACCCCACACAAGGGCGUAUGGGUGAAUGGUCUCCGAGUGGAUCUCCCAGCUGAGGUGUUACCUUCUGUGUCCGUGAGACGGAAUCCUGAUGGCUCCGUGCUAGUCCACCAGAAGGCAGGGGUCCAGGUACAGCUGGGCACCAAUGGGCAGCUGACUGUGAUGGUCAGCAGUGACCAUGCUGGCAUGCUGUGUGGGGCCUGCGGAAACUUUGACGGGGACCAGACCAAUGAUGGGCAUAACUACGAGGGGAAUACAACCGUGGAGCACUGGAGAGCGCAGGACUUCUCCCCAUGUCACAGCUGAUCAGUCACCCAUUGGGAAUGAGGACUUCAGGACCUGAACCCUGGAGAUCGCAAUAAUGGAAGGAUGCACUGUGUUACUGUGUGCCCCUUCCUGCUCUUCCCUCUGCUCAGCCACUGAGGCUGACUGUGAAAGCAUUGAAUAAAUAUCAUAAGCUAAGCUGCAUGCUGAUGUGUGUCUUAAGCCUUCUUAUCCCUGACUUUCCUUUCUGCACUACAGGCAUCAGAUGCCUGGGGAAUCUGGCACAUGAUGAAUAUUUAUUGGGGGUGAGCAAAUGGAUGGAUGGAUGGAUUGAUGGAUAUAUAAAUAGGUGGACUGGGAGAGGGGUGGGUGGGAAAAUGGGAAGAUAGGGAAAUGGAUGAUUAGAAGAAUGGGUAGAGGGGCCAGCCGAGUGGC
Hipposideros armiger (great roundleaf bat) is the source of this 9399-nucleotide messenger RNA. It is a transcript of the gene FCGBP, whose product is annotated as Fc gamma binding protein. The transcript has 20 exons. The record is from RefSeq and is a predicted model, not a curated record. NCBI's taxonomy places the organism in Eukaryota, Metazoa, Chordata, Mammalia, Chiroptera, Hipposideridae. Gene Ontology annotation, molecular function: protein binding. The coding region runs from base 1 to 9006 and encodes 3001 amino acids.